AGGCCGUCUCUAGCUCUGCCAUCGACUGCCCCGCCGCCAUGGGUUCCGCACCUUCCAAGCCCGCCGCUGUCUCCGAGGCCGCACUCAGCGUCAGCGAGAAACAGGCUCUCGUCAACUCCAUGUCGUCGAUGAGCCUCUCGUCCGAACCGGAAGCGGAACCUUUGUCCGCUGAUGGCUCCCUGUCCCUCUCCAACCUGUCGUCUUGGGAGUCGUCGCUGGCGUCUGACCCCAAGACCCAGCUUGCGCGGACCAUCCUCUCGCACUCCAACAUCAAGGACGCGUUGACCUCGCGGUCUGCCGUUAUCAAGGACGCCCAUGUCUUCAACACCGAGGUUGACUUCAAGACUGAUCCGAUCACGAACCAGAAGAGCAGUGGACGGUGCUGGUUGUUUGCCACUACGAACGUCCUGCGAUACAACAUCAUGAAGAAGCUGAACCUGAAGGACUUCCAGUGCUCUCAGUCGUAUCUCUUCUUCUAUGACAAACUGAACAAGGCAAACUACUAUCUGGAAUUGGCGAUCGAACUCGCAGACCUGCCCCUGGACGACCGUCUAGUCGACAGUCUUUCGCAGGAUCUCAUCGGUGAUGGUGGUCAGUGGGAUAUGGUUGUGAAUAUCCUUGAGAACUACGGCGUCAUUCCGCAAGCGCUCUAUCCCGAGUCCACCCACUCAUCCCUCUCCUCCCCGCUGAACACGCUCCUGAAGACCAAGCUCCGCGAACACGCACUCAUUCUCCGGGACCUCUCGUCCUCCCUCAAGUCUUCGAACUUGUCUGCUGACCAGAUCUCCAAGACCCUGCGCUCGAAGAAGGAAGCGCUCAUGAAGGAGGUGUACGCCGUCAUGACCGCGACGCUCGGCGUGCCCCCGCGGCCCACCGAUACGUUCACGUGGGACUACUACGACAAGGACGGCAAGGCGCAGAGCUGGACAGGCACGCCGCGCGAGUUCUACCGCGCGUUUGCGAGCAAGGCGUACCCGCCCGCGUCCGCGUUCUCGCUCAUCAACGACCCGCGCAACGCGUACGGCAAGCUGUACACGGUCGACAAGCUCGGCAACGUGUGGGGUGGCCGCCCGGUGCUGUACGUGAACACCGAGAUCGAGGACUUGAAGAAGGCCGUGGUGGAUAUGAUCAAGGCGGGCCAGCCUGUGUUCUUUGGGUGUGACGUCGGCCAGUUUUCGAACAGUGUGGGCGGGAUUAUGGAUAUUGAUUUGAUGGAGUACGAGAAUGCGUUCAACAUCAAGUUGGGGCUGACCAAGGCCCAGAGGCUACAGGUCAACGAGUCCGCCAUGACCCACGCUAUGGUGAUCUCGGGAGUUCACCUGGACUCCAACGGGAAGCCCGUCCGGUACAAGGUUGAGAACUCGUGGGGCCCGGAUGUCGGCGACAAGGGCUACUUCGUCAUGACGGACAAGUGGUUCGAGCAGUUCGUGUACCAGGUCGUCGUGCCAAAGGCGCUCGCGCCGAAGGAGCUCGUGAAGGUGUACGAGAGCGGGGACAAGGUCGUCCUGCCGCACUGGGAUCCUAUGGGCGCCUUGGCGUAAUAUGAGCGGGAACGCAUUCAUAUCCUUGUAUAUGUAUGGCUAUACUCACAUAUGGUAAUGGUUCCUUCCCUGGAUUUUAUCCGCC
This is a messenger RNA of Gloeophyllum trabeum ATCC 11539, 1626 nucleotides long. RefSeq names its product peptidase C1B, bleomycin hydrolase. Gene Ontology annotation, cellular component: cytoplasm. Gene Ontology annotation, molecular function: cysteine-type aminopeptidase activity. The coding region runs from base 39 to 1541 and encodes 500 amino acids. The transcript has 6 exons. Gene Ontology annotation, biological process: proteolysis; response to toxic substance; L-homocysteine catabolic process. NCBI's taxonomy places the organism in Eukaryota, Fungi, Basidiomycota, Agaricomycetes, Gloeophyllales, Gloeophyllaceae. The record is from RefSeq and is a predicted model, not a curated record.